AUGACACAGAAAUACGCUACGUUCGAAGAGUCCGGUUUAGCAUCGACAGAUGCUCACCCCGACGAUCAGGUCAUCGACCUUUCCAAGAAAAAUCCCGAGGUUAAGGAUGCCGCCGAGCAGUCUACCUCGCUCAAGGAUUACUUUAGAAUCCUCUCGUAUACGACUACCAAAGAUCGGAUGGUCCUCGCUGUUGCCUUGAUAUGCUCUGUGGGGUCUGGUGUGCCCCUACCGAUCAUGAACAUCAUCUUUGGUGGACUGGUUGGCGAAUUCAGUUCAUAUUUUACCCCUGGGACCUCGACCACUGAAGCCCAGUUCAAAGCGUCGGUUAGUCGGCUAAGUCUGUAUAUUGUCUAUCUCUUCAUCGCAAAGUUCACCUUGACAUAUUUCUCCAUGUACUGCUUCCGUGUUAUCAGUCUUCGGGUCUCAGCCGCUUUGCGACUGGAGUACAUGAAUUCGCUUUUCGCUCAGCCAAUCAGCAAACUAGACCAAGUCUCAGUUGGAACUGUCGUCAAUACAAUCACCACCCUCUCCAAUUCGAUCCAGCAGAGCAUAUCAGACAAGCUGGCCAUUCUCUUCCAAUCCUCCGCCCUCUUGAUCGCUGCAUAUAUAAUCGCCUUUAAAUACUCAUGGGCCCUCACUCUCGCCACCAGCUCUUGCCUUCUGUUCAUUCUCGUCGUCUGCAGCAUGACCCUGCCCGCUAUCUCUCAGAUCCAACAAAAGACAGACAAGGCGGAUGAAAAGCAUUCAGCAAUUGCAGCAGAAGUCUUUGGUUCCAUUCGGACGGUCAUCUCGCUCGGUGCCGAAGCGCCUUUGGCGAAGAAAUAUCGACAAUGGGUUACAGAAUCCCGAGACAGAGGUCGAAACAUGGCCAUAAUCAUGGGGUUUCAGUUUGGUCUUAUUUUCUUUGCCAUGUAUGCUAGUUACUCACUGGCAUUCUGGCUUGGUCUCAAGCUCUACCGGGAAGGUCACAUCCGUGACAUUAAUACGGUCAUCAUCGUAUUCUUCUCGGUCAUGAUCGCAGUAAGUGUCAUUGGAAGCAUUGCAACACCGUUGACAAUGGUGUUCAAGGCGGCCAGUGCAGCGACUACCUUCUUUGAGAUUAUAGACUCAGAGAAGAUUUCCGCUGGCGGUCUUCGUGACUCUAAAUCGCUAGCUCAGGGUGAUAUCGUCUUUCAAGAUGUGGACUUUACGUACCCCACACGACCGGAGAGCAAAAUCUUUCGGGGACUAAACGCUCGAUUCGAAAGAGGCAAAACCACAGCAUUGGUGGGUCCAUCGGGGUCUGGAAAAAGCACUAUCGUCGCUCUUGUCGAGCGAUGGUAUACCCCGGAAAGAGGAAGUAUCUUCCUGGGCCAACGAAACAUCGAAGAGUUGGAUGUCAAAUGGUGGAGAUCCCAAAUCGGACUCGUACAGCAAGACCUGUUUCUCUUCAACGAUACAAUUUUCAAAAACAUCUCAUUUGGCCUUGUCGGCACGAAGUGGGAGAAUGAGUCUGAUUCUGUGAAAGCCGAAUUAGUGAAGAAUGCAUGCAAAGAAGCCUUUGCAGACGAGUUCAUCGCGCGUCUCCCAAUGGGGUACGACACAAUUGUGGGAGAGAACGGCACCAAAUUGAGUGGCGGUCAAAGACAGCGCCUGGCAAUAGCCCGAAGUAUCGUGAAGGAGCCUACCAUUUUAGUUCUUGAUGAAGCUACUAGCGCAAUUGACGUCCGUGGAGAGAAGAUUGUCCAGGCUGCCCUUGAUCGCGUCUCCGAAAAUCGCACCACAAUUGUGAUUGCACACAGGCUAUCCACCGUUCGCCGCGCCGAUCGCAUUCUGGUUCUUAGGGACGGUGUCAAUGUCGAGGAAGGGACACACGAGGAGCUUCUUGACAUGGAGAAUGGGCUUUACCGAGGUCUUGUCAAUGCCCAAAAGCUUGAGAGUGCUACAGAAGAAGAAGCUGGUCCAAUUGAGAUCACGGAAGUCUUGAAGGAGGAACUUGAUAAUUCCACUCCUGUCAUCUCUGAGCAGCCACGGUAUGAGCACAAGGAGAAGGUGACACAGCGUGGCUUCUUUCGAAGCACUGGGGUUUUUAUCUACGAAGCACGGACACACUGGUUACUUUGCCUGACUGCUUUACUUGGGGUACUAGGAGCUGCAUCUGCCUUCCCAUUACAAAGUUGGCUAUUUGCAAAUCUCAUCGAUGUGUUCCGCCUCACAGGAGAAAAGCUGAGCGACGCUGCAAAUUUCUGGGCCUUGAUGUUCUUCAUUCUAUCUCUAGGCAUCGCAGCCUGCUACGCCGUGAUCGGAUACUCAGCCAACAGACUCUCCGUUGAAAUAUCCUCCUCUUGUCGAACAGAAUACUUCCAAAACAUUCUGAGAAAACCAGUUCCGUUCUACGACUUGAACGAAAAUGCCUCCGGCUCCCUGGUCUCACGUCUAGCCACAGACCCCAAGCAGAUUCAGGACAUGAUCGGGCUGAACGGCAUUUUUCCAAUCAUUUCAGUCUGCAGUACGAUAGGCUGCAUCGCAAUCGCUUUCUCGUUUGGCUGGAAGCUGAGUCUCGUGACUGUGUUCGCUGCUCUUCCCUGCAUCUUCCUUGCUGCAUUCAUGCGCAUCCGAUACGAACUGGAGUUUGAAGCCCUAAACGCGGAGGUAUACUCUGGUAGCUCCCAGUUUGCAGCAGAAGCUAUCGAAGCAUUCCGGACCGUUUCGGCGUUGACCAUGGAGCGUUCUAUCUUGAGUCGGUACUCGGAUCUCUUAAAACAACAGCAGAACAAAGCUUUCCGCAAAGCCUGGCUGGCCACACUGGUGUUUGCUUUCUCCGAUAGCGUGGAACUCUGUGCUAUGGCGCUUACAUUCUGGUACGGCGGCCAGCUUCUCGCGUCCAGAGAGUACCAGCCCACCUCUUUUUUUGUUGUGUAUAUGUCAAUCAUUCUCGGUGGGCAACAGGCAGGUCAAUUCUUUAGUUUUGGGCCGAAUAUUGCCCAGGCUACAUCAUCCGCGAAUCGGAUUCUGAACUUCCGACCAGCCUUAGAUGACAUGAUUGCAGCUUCCGGGCUGCGCAUGGCUGAUCAAUCCCGCAGGUCCGGGGCUCGCAUUGAUUUUCAAAAUCUUGGGUUCAAAUAUGCAUCACAGGAGGUUCCCUUGUUCACGGGUCUUGACGUUACCAUCGAAAGUGGCCAGUUUGUCGCAUUUGUAGGGCCAUCGGGAUGUGGUAAAACCACCCUGAUAUCGGUACUCGAGCGGUUCUACAAUCCGUCCCUAGGAACAGUUCUCCUUAACGGCGAGGAUAUCAGCUGUAUCGAUCCAGCAUCAUACCGAAGAUGUCUAUCACUGGUGGCCCAAGAGCCACGACUGUUCGAAGGCACGGUCCGCGAUAAUAUCAUACUCGGACUCGACACCUCAGAGUACACGGAAGAAGAACUGGUUCAAGCAUGCAUCGACGCCGAGAUUCACAGCUUUAUUACAUCCCUUCCGGACGGAUACUCCACAGAACUAGGGAUCAAAGCACAGACAGCUCUUAGUGGAGGCCAGCGACAACGACUAUGCAUCGCGCGCGCACUAUUGCGGAAACCUUCUUUGCUACUCUUAGAUGAGGCGACAUCAAGCCUUGACUCGCAAUCCGAGAAAAUCGUCCAAGCUGCCCUUGAACGGUUGGCUGCACGGAGGAGUAUGACAAUUAUUGCGGUUGCGCACAGAUUGGCGACUAUUCAAAAGGCAGAUGUCAUCUUCGUCUUUGGGGAGAGUCAGAAUGGGAAAGGGUCGCGAGUCGUUGAACGGGGCUCGCAUCAGGAGUUGCUCCAGAAUAGGGGGAUGUACUGGCAGAUGUGUCAAGCAAAUGGGCUAGAUCGAUAA
Molecule: messenger RNA, 3834 nt
Organism: Penicillium arizonense
Lineage: Eukaryota; Fungi; Ascomycota; Eurotiomycetes; Eurotiales; Aspergillaceae
Product: ABC transporter B family protein
Exons: 10
Coding region: 1-3834 (1277 amino acids)
Biological process (GO): transmembrane transport
Cellular component (GO): membrane
Molecular function (GO): ATP hydrolysis activity; ABC-type transporter activity; ATP binding
Source: RefSeq, a predicted model, not a curated record